AUUCGCUCGAAGGAAGACCUUAUAGUAUAAUUGGGCCAUGAAAUAAAUAAAUAAGCAAAUAAAAUAUAUAAAUAAUAACUUACCUCUAUGCUGGACGGUCAUCGAAUCUCAGGAAAAUCCCGAUGUGCAAGAAGAUAAAGAAAGAUAAAAUUUACAAAUUUACUACUAGCAAAUAUAUUACAAAAUAGUACCUGUAACCUUCACAACAUAUUUGGCCUUAAGUAUUUUUGGAAUUUUUAUUUUUGGAGAGUGUGACACAGACAGUAUUUUCUAAGAACUGUGUGAUUUACCCACAAACAACAGUGCCAAACAAUAGGAACCCUCCAUAAAGCAGAACUAUGGUGGCCACUUCAGUUAUUGCAGAAUUAUGUAUUUAUAUAUUAACGUGGAAUGUCGGUACCAACUACCCGGAGGAUGUCAAUUUAACCGAUAUGCUGGCGCUUAACGGAACUUCUAUGUGUCCGGGAGAAGAUAAACGACCUGAUCUCUAUGUUCUGGGCUUCCAGGAGGUCAAUGUCAAACCCAAAAAUCAGUUUCUCAACAUAUUUCAAGAUAAUCAAUGGACUUUGAAGGUACGCGAAUUUCUAUCGGACCAGGAUUACGUAAAAGUAGAAACUGCCCAGUUGCAAGGCAUAUUGAUAAAUGUUUGGUCACUGGGAAAGCACAUUAGCAAUAUAAAUAACAUAGAAACGGAGACCACCAAAGUAGGAUUGGGCGGCCUAUGGGGUAAUAAGGGUGCUGCUAGUGUACGUAUGAGCCUCUAUGGUAGUGGCGUUACUUUUGUGGUGGCCCAUUUGGCUGCUCACGAUGAACAUCUCAAGGAACGAGUUAUCGACUAUAAUCAAAUAUUGGACAAUCAUCAUUAUAAAGUUAGAAAUUAUCGCACCAUUUUCGAUCAUGAUUUUGUCUUUUGGUUUGGAGACUUAAAUUUCCGUUUAAAUGGUCAUGACACGGCCGAAGAAGUUAAAGCUGAAGUUGAAUUGGGUCAUUUGGAUGAUCUCUUUACGCGUGACCAAUUGCAAAUGGUACGCGAAGCAGGCAAUGCAUUCUCAUUAAUGACUGAACAGAAACCAACAUUCCGUCCCACCUUUAAAUACACCGAAGGCACAUCAGAGUAUGAUUUAAAGCGUCGCCCUGCAUGGUGCGAUCGUAUAUUGUACCGUGUUGAGGAAAAUAAAUAUCCUGAUAUUAAAUUGGAACUGGAGCAAUUGUCAUAUAAAUCCCAUCCUCAAUAUACACUGUCAGAUCAUAAACCAGUAACGGCUGAAUUUUUACUUUCAAUCAAGGCAGAACAUCACACCAGUGAAGACAUACACGAGAUGACCCAUGGCGGCAGCGGCAGUUCGGAGACACCAUUGUCAAGUGUAAUUAUAAUUUUCAUUGCUUUCUAUACAAUUCUAUUUUAAAAUCACACUUUUAUUUUUGUUUUUGUUUGGUUUAUGGCUUUUGUUUUGUUGAUCUAUCUUUCGCAUUACUCCAUCUCUGUAUGUAGUGGGAUUUAUAGUAGAAUUUAUGUUUCGUCUUAGGAAGUACUAAAUGUUUUCAUAACAUUUAUUCAUUAAAAUACUAAGACUUUGCGAAUUUAUUUUCCUGCAUAGAGUAAUUUGUUUAAAAUCAUAGCGUAGUACCUGCAGUAGAUGUGCCGUAAACUAACCUAUAUAUUUUUUAUUAAUUUCUAUUAUCUUUACAUAAAAUGAAACAUAUCCUUAAAAACUUACAUAUGCUUAAAUUAUAUUUCGAAAGACCUGUAGGUCUCUCAAAGAUCCAUACAGGCCCUAACAGGUUCUUCAAUUCAAAUUAUUUAUAAAAAAACUUCCUCAUAAUAAUAGAAUCUCCUAAAAGCACUGUUAUAUGUAACCAACCAAAAAUAUUCGCGUGAAUUGGGCCUCUAUCUUUAAAAGAUGUGCAACAAAGUCGUGUGAUUAACCCACAAAAAUAGUGUUUGUAUAAGACCUGUAAAGGGUUUCCCUUUGCAAAAUACAUGAAAAGGCUAGCUUUUAUCUAUGGAAGGCCCACAAAUUAAGGAAGGAAUAACAUAGUCUUUUUAUGUGUAGAAUGCCUACAUGUAAAAAAUAUUAAUACUCUUCACCUUAGAGUUAAGAAAACAUUAGAACCCAUUAUGACUCACAAAUACCAAUUUUUAGACAUAUUCGUGGGAAAAUGUGUUAGACAUAUUCGUGGGAAUCUCCUAAAAGCACUGUUAUAUGUAACCAACCAAAAAUAUUCGCGUGAAUUGGGCCUCUAUCUUUAAAAGAUGUGCAACAAAGUCGUGUGAUUAACCCACAAAAAUAGUGUUUGUAUAAGACCUGUAAAGGGUUUCCCUUUGCAAAAUACAUGAAAAGGCUAGCUUUUAUCUAUGGAAGGCCCACAAAUUAAGGAAGGAAUAACAUAGUCUUUUUAUAUGUAGAAUGCCUACAAGUAAAAAAUAUUAAUACUCUUCUCCUUAGAGUUAAGAAAACAUUAGAACCCAUUAUGACUCACAAAUACCAAUUUUUAGACAUAUUCGUGGGAAAAUGUGGGAAAAAUCAUCAAAAUAUCGAAUAUUGGGAGGUACCGCUAUAUGGGGCUAGACAAAAACGUGAACCUAUUCAUACAAUGUUUCGCCAACGGAGCUAGAACCAAUUAAAACACACAAAUAGUAAUUUUUAGACAAAUCCGCGAAGAAAUGUGGCAAAAAUUAUCAAAAUACCGAAUACCUGGAAGUAACGUUUUUUAGACAAAUCCGCGAAGAAAUGUGGCAAAAAUUAUCAAAAUACCGAAUACCUGGAAGUAACGUUAUAUGGGAGCUGUACCAAAACGUGGACCUAAACAUACAAUGUUUCGCCACCGCAGCCAGAACCUAUUUUGACCAACAAAUACCAAUUUUUAGACAAAUCCGUGAAAAAAUGUGGCAAAAAUCAUUAAAAUACCGAUAUUCGGGAGGUACCGUUAUAUGGGGGCUAUACAUACAAUAUUUCGCCACACGAACUAGGACCCAUUAUGACCUACAAAUGCCAAUUUUCAGACAAUUCCUUGAAAAAAAAUGUGGCAAAAAUCAUCAAAAUACCGCAUAUCGGGAGGUACCGUUAUAUGGCGACUAUACCAAAACGUGGACCGAUAUAUCACAUUUUCAAUACCAACCGUCCUAGACACAAUACAAAUUGUUCUGCUAAAUUUGGACUGUAUCUUGAUUUCAACAGGCAGACGGAUAUCGUUAGAAUUUUAUGCUGAUUAUGAAUAUAUAUACUUUAUGGGGUCUACGACGAAUAUUUAGGGAUGUUACAAAGGUGGAGGGUAUAAAAAAGUUAUUUUUUUCCUUAAACAUGCAUUAUAUCUGAAAUGUAAUAAAUAAUUGACUCAAACUCUAUUUUUUUAAAAAAUUACAUCUAUAUAAUCUUAAAAAGUCUGUAAAUAGGCUAUAUUAAUGCUCAUAAGAAUCUCAACGAAACAAAAGCCUUUUACAAAAAGAAAAAAAUAUUAAAAAAAAAACAAAUUAUCAUUUUCAAGUGGUUGAUAACUUGUUCUAUUUUUGUUUUCAGUGGAUUGAAUAAAUAAUGUUGGUCACACAGUCCGGACUAAGAAUCUCCAGUAAAAUCGAUCUUUUGUCACAUUCGAAUACUUAAAAAGUCAACAUCUCUAAGAGAAAACUUUACUACGUAAUAAUGCAUGUUUUAAGGAAUGAAACCUAGUACUCUCUAUUAAUAUAUAUACCUUUUAUUUAACUUUCUGCUUUUUUUAUUGCUAUAAUUUAUAUACCUAUUUUCUUUUAUAUGUCCCUAACCAAACUAAUCUAUGGAUAUUCAUAUGUGCUCAAGUCGUAUUGUUGUGCUUUUGAAUAUUUGUUCACAUUUUCAAGAUGUUUGCAUUAACAUUUCAACGAAUAAGAAAUCAAAUAACUCAAGUCAAUCAUGUAAUUUGAAAUUACCAAAAAAAGAAA
Messenger RNA from Musca domestica (house fly), 3916 nucleotides. Its product is annotated as phosphatidylinositol 4,5-bisphosphate 5-phosphatase A. The record is from RefSeq and is a predicted model, not a curated record. Gene Ontology annotation, biological process: phosphatidylinositol dephosphorylation. The transcript has 2 exons. Gene Ontology annotation, cellular component: plasma membrane; cytoplasm; ruffle. The coding region runs from base 339 to 1406 and encodes 355 amino acids. Gene Ontology annotation, molecular function: phosphatidylinositol-4,5-bisphosphate 5-phosphatase activity. NCBI's taxonomy places the organism in Eukaryota, Metazoa, Arthropoda, Insecta, Diptera, Muscidae.